This is a messenger RNA of Arabis nemorensis, 291 nucleotides long. The record is from the annotation of a GenBank genome assembly. Lineage: Eukaryota; Viridiplantae; Streptophyta; Magnoliopsida; Brassicales; Brassicaceae.
AUGGAGAUCGGAAUGAGGAAGCUCUCUUCUGCAUCGGCUCUGAUCUUCCUAACAUUGAUCUCUGUUACAAUCGCUACCUCGGAGGUCCCUUUCAUGGUGGUCCACAAGAAGGCUUCUCUCUCUACUAUCAAAUCAGGAACACAACGCGUCUCCGUCACCAUCGACAUCUACAAUCAAGGAUCCUCGUCAGUAUAUGAUGUAAAUCUUGCAGAUGAUAAUUGGAAUUCAAAUCUCUUUGAGAUUGUUAAUGGCAAUACUUCAAAAUCUUGGGAAAAGCUUGAUCAUGUGUAA